GUUUAUUGCAGCACUAUUCACAAUAGCAAAGACUUGGAACCAACCCAAAUGUCCAUCAAUGAUAGACUGGAUUAAGAAAAUAUGGCAGUAAUGUGUGCCAUCCAGGGCUAGAGCAAGCGUGGCCCCACGGCCUGCACAGCCCUGAGCCAUGCUGAGGAGCUGCGCCAGGCGCCUCCGCACGCUGGGGGCCCUUUGCCAGCCGCCACCGGUAGGCAGGCGCCUGCUGGGUAGUGAGCCGCGACCUGCGCUGAGGUCAUUUUCUUCUGAGGAAGUCAUUCUUAAGGACUAUUCUGUCCCCAACCCCAGCUGGAACAAGGACCUAAAACUGCUCUUUGACCAGUUUAUGAAGAAAUGUGAAGACGGCUCCUGGAAACGUUUGCCUUCAUAUAAACCUACACCUACUGAAAGGAUUCAAGACUUUAAAACCCAUUUUCUUGACCCAAAGCUUAUGAAAGAAGAACAAGUGUCACAGGCCCAGCUCUUCACCAGAAGCUUUGAUGAUGGCCUGGGCUUUGAAUACGUGAUGUUCUACAAUGACGUUGAGAAAAGGAUGGUUUGCUUAUUUCAAGGAGUCCCUUACCUAGAAGGACCACCUGGAUUGAUUCAUGGAGGUGCCAUUGCAACCAUGAUUGAUGCUACUGUUGGUAUGUGUGCAAUGAUGGCUGGGGGAAUCGUCAUGACUGCCAAUCUCAACAUCAGUUGUAAAAGACCUAUCCCUCUUUGUUCUGUUGUUACGAUAAAUAGCCAACUUGAUAAAGUUGAAGGAAAGAAAUUUUUUGUUUCCAGUAAUGUUCAGAGUGUUGAUGAGAAGACCCUAUAUUCAGAGGCAACAAGCUUACUUAUAAAGCUGAAUCCUGCUAAAAGUCUGACAUAAAGAGCUGCUGGUGAACUCCAUCUCAUUCUCUCCCCUCCAGAAGAAGCAGUUGUUCCCCGAAUACUCUGCUCCCUCACUGCUGAAUCCCUGUAGGGAGAAGCCUGCCAAGAGUGACCUUCCGAAACAGCCUUCUGAAUACAAGGAGGAUUCAGUUUCCAUCUUCCCAACUUUUUAACACAGAAACACUUCCUGCGAGCAUUUCGACAACUCUCAGUCGCUGUGGCUCAUGCCUAUAAUCCCAGCACUUUAGGAGGCCAAGGCGGGUGGAUUGCCUGAGCUCAGGAGUUCAAGAUCAGUCUGGACAACACGAUGAAACCCCGUCUCUACUAAAAUACAAAAAAUUAGCCGGGCAUGGUGGCGUGCGCCUGUAGUCCCAGCUACUCAGGAGGCUGAGGCAGGAGAAUUGCUUGAACCCGGGAGGCGGAGGUUGCAGUGAACCAAGAUCAUGCCACAUCACUCCAGCCUGGGCAACAGAACGAGAACCCAUCUCAAAACAAAACAAAACAAAAAAAAACUCUGUCUCCUUAGGAUGUGUGACCUGCUCCACUGCGGACUGGAGAAAUAAAUGUGUAUUGAAACUUUUCCUGCAAACUUGAAAAUGCUAGAAAACCAAGCAUGAAGAAUAAAUACAUGGCAGGGAAGACACAGACAUGUGCAUAUGCAUAUACAUUAUAAGUUAGUAAGUUAGAAAGCUAGCUUUGUUGUAUCUGAACACAUGAAUCUUUUUGGUCAGUGUAGGAAGCACAGCCAAAUUCUAUAGGAAUGAAUACCUCAAAUCUGUUGUCUGGGAUUCUAGAGAUUAAACCACUGUGCCAUUUAAAAAAGAAAAAAGAAAAUGUGGCACAUAGACACCAUGGAAUACUAUGCAGCCAUAAAAAAGGAUGAGUUCAUGUCCUUUGUAGGGACAUGGAUGAAGCUGGAAACCAUCAUUCUCAGCAAACUAUUGCAAGGACAAAAAACCAAACACCGCAUGUUCUCACUCAUAGGUGGGAAUUGAACAAUGAGAACACUUGGACACAGGAAGGGGAACAUCACACACCGGGGCCUGUUGUGGGGUGGUGGGAGGGGGGGGAUAGCAUUAGGAGAUACACCUAAUGUAAAUGACGAGUUAAUGGGUGCAGCACACCCACAUGGCACAUGUAUCAUAUGUAACAAACCUGCACAUUUUGCACAUGUACCCUAGAACUUAAAGUAUAAUAAAAAAAAAAAGAAAAAUGAAAAUAUUAUAACCCAGAAAGAUAAAAUAAUAAUCACAUGGGCUGGGCAUGGUGGCUCACGCCUGUAAUCCCAGCACUUUGGGAGGCCGAGGUGGGCAGAUCACAAGGCCAGGAGUUCGAGACCAGCCUGGCCAAUAUGGUGAAACCCCGUCUCUACUAAAAAUACAAAAAUUGGCCGGGCAUGGUGGCACAUGCCUGUAAUCCUAGCUGUUCAGGAGGCUGAGGCAGGAGAAUUGCUUGAACCCAGAAGGCGGAGGUUGCGGUGAGCUGAGAUCAUGCCACUGCACUCCAGCCUGGGGGACAGAGUGCGACUGUCUCAGAAAAAAAAAAAUUAAUAAUAAUAAUAUCAUAUGAACUCCCAGAAAGCAAGAAAUUUGGCUAGAAAUUUUAUCUAUUGUAUUUCCACCAGCUAUUGAGGUUUAAAAAAAAGUUUAAGGGCGGGCACGGUGGCUCAAGCCUGUAACCCCAGCACUUUGGGAGGCCAAGGUGGGUGAAUCACAAGGUCAGGAGUUUGAGACCAGCCUGGCCCAUAUGGUGAAACCCCAUCUCUACUAAAAAUACAAAAAUUUAGCUGGGCAUGGUGGCGUGUGCCUGUAGUCCCAGCUAUUUGGGAGGCUGAGGCAGAAGAAUCAC
Molecule: messenger RNA, 2724 nt
Organism: Pan troglodytes (chimpanzee)
Lineage: Eukaryota; Metazoa; Chordata; Mammalia; Primates; Hominidae
Product: acyl-coenzyme A thioesterase THEM4-like
Exons: 1
Coding region: 149-874 (241 amino acids)
Source: RefSeq, a predicted model, not a curated record